CGUGGUGACAUGAUGCGACGGUGCAAGGAGCUGGGGAUAUCGUGUGCCGAAUGGGCGAGUCGCUGCCCGCCCGACGCAGCAGCCAUCGUGUUCGUAACGCCCGAAUCGGCGGUGGGAGAAGCGUUUGCGACGUUUUUGAACCGGCUGCGAGCGACGCGGCAGCUGGACCGUAUCGUGAUCGACGAGUGCCACAUUGUAUUGAACUGUCGAUACACAUUCCGCAAGCAGAUGCAACAGCUCGGCAGGCUGGCAGCAGCCGAGACGCAGAUGGUGCUGUUGACAGCAACGUUGCCGCCGACGGAAGAGGACGAGCUGUAUCGACGAAUGCAUUACGAGCGGAAGCAGGUCAAGAUGUUCAGACAACCAACCACCAGGACGAACGUGGCGUAUCAGACCAUCAAGAUCAGCUAG
Molecule: messenger RNA, 411 nt
Organism: Didymella exigua CBS 183.55
Lineage: Eukaryota; Fungi; Ascomycota; Dothideomycetes; Pleosporales; Didymellaceae
Exons: 1
Biological process (GO): double-strand break repair via homologous recombination
Cellular component (GO): cytoplasm; chromosome
Molecular function (GO): 3'-5' DNA helicase activity; ATP binding; nucleic acid binding
Source: RefSeq, a predicted model, not a curated record